GGCGCACCGGCGCCCACGAGUUCCGUUUGAGGUGCCGAAUUAGCCCCACCGUAAGCUCCGCACCAAAUCCGUCGAUUUCGCCACGCGCCCACCGUUUUCGCGUCUUCCCCGCUCCGGCCCUGUCUUUCUCUCUCUCCUCAGGCCGCGAUGGCACCGUCGGGGUCGAACCCGCUGGAGCCCGUGUUCCAGACCGUCGCUGCCUUCUCCCGCCGCCUCCUCAUCGCCCCCGACACCGCACCGGACGACCACCGCCUCCGCCCCCUCCUCUCCCUCUCCCUCUCCCCGCCUCCUCCCCCGCCCCCGCUGCCGCCGCCGGAGGUCCUCAAGCAGAAGGAUGCGAAGGUGGCGCCCCUGACGAAGGAGGAGGUUGGCCGGGCGACCUGGAUGCUGCUCCACACCAUCGCCGCGCAGUUUCCCGAUGAACCAACCAGGCAGCAGAAACGCGAUGCGAAAGAGCUGAUGGCUUUAAUUUCGAGAAUGUAUCCUUGCAAAGAGUGCGCUGAUCACUUCAAGGAAGUUUUGAAAGCAAAUCCUGUGCAGGCAGGAUCCCAGGCUGAAUUCUCUCAGUGGUUAUGCUAUGUGCACAAUGUGGUUAAUCGAAGCCUUGGAAAAACAAUAUUUCCCUGCCAGAGAGUAAAUGCACGGUGGGGCAAGCUGGAUUGCCCGGAUCGCGCGUGCGACCUAGAAGGCUCCAACGACAUCAUGCCGAACCGAUGACACUGCCCGGAAACCUUAUAAAAAUUUCCGUGCCAGUAACAAGUUUAAACCACCAUUGGAUGGGCAAUACCAGGAGGAUAAGGAAAGAUAAUUCAGGACAAUACCGGUGUAUUAUUAUUAUCGUUUACCUCCUCCAUCCUCUAUCCCUGGCAAAUGUAAUACUAGUAUAUGUCAUCUGAACCUGCCCCUUGAUGCUGCGCUCCUGUACAGUACAGUUUCACCAUCUUCACGGUGAUGAAACACCCUAUGAUCUGUAAAGGUUUUGGGCGAGGUUCUAUCAGUUACACCGAUUUUACUGCUCUCUGAAA
Molecule: messenger RNA, 1025 nt
Organism: Hordeum vulgare subsp. vulgare (domesticated barley)
Lineage: Eukaryota; Viridiplantae; Streptophyta; Magnoliopsida; Poales; Poaceae
Product: FAD-linked sulfhydryl oxidase ERV1
Exons: 6
Coding region: 148-717 (189 amino acids)
Cellular component (GO): mitochondrion
Molecular function (GO): flavin-dependent sulfhydryl oxidase activity; flavin adenine dinucleotide binding
Source: RefSeq, a predicted model, not a curated record